UGUAAGGCCAGGUGUUAACAACGUCCCUGCUGAGGCCCUCCAGGUGUGGCACAGGUGACCCAAGUGUGUUCCAGAUGUCCUGUACCUGAGGGGUCACCCCAGAGCCUGUGGACAUGACACGGUAUCAGGGUUAGAAUUACGUGACAGUCCACAAUCCCAAACUAAGGGGAGAGAUAGGCACCAUUUAGCUUGACAGUUGGUGAUGAUAUAGUGAUGACAAUGAUGAUGAUGUGGUGGUGUUGUGGCCACAGACAUGCCUUCUGAGGUGGUGCUGAAGCUUUUCGGGGAGUACUUCUUCAGCUUCUGUAAGAUGGCGGGGUACGACACCAUGCUGCGUACGCUAGGGGGGAACCUGGAUGCCCUUCACAGCUACCUGGCUCUCUCCUACCAGGAGAUGAACGCUCCCUCGUUCCGUGUGGAGAAGAACGAUGAUGGAAGGAUGUUGCUUCAUUACUACUCGGACAGGAAAGGCCUAUAUCACAUUGUGCCAGGUACGGUAAUCAUCCAUACCUAAAGUGUACCUUUAAUCUAAGGAGGUUAUCUCUUUUCUCUCUGUGCAGGCAUCAUUGAGGCGGUGGCCAAAGACUUCUUUGACAGCGAAGUGAGCAUGACCAUCCCUAACCAAUCAGAGGAGGACGAGCGCACAGGGAAGAAAGAACAUGUGGUCUUCCUGGUCUCUCAGAGGAGCCGAGGGUCAAAGAGGGAUUUCCGGCCCCAAAGAGAGAUCAAGGAGAUUCGGGUGGGUCUGCACACAGGUCCAGUGCUGGCUGGUGUGGUAGGGGACAAGAUGCCUCGAUACUGCCUGUUUGGAGAUACGGUCAACACUGCCUCCCGCAUGGAGAGUCACGGAGUGCCUGACCACAUACACCUCAUACACUUCACAUACAGUGCGCUGGAAGAUAAGGGCUUUGACAUCCUGGAAAGAGGAGAGAUCCAGGUGAAGAGGAAAGGCCUGAUGACCACCUACUUCCUGCUGCAGAACCUGUGUGUGUCUGAGGACACCAUCAUGGCCAGAGGGACAGGAGAGCCCUGCGUGUACAGAGACAACCAGCUUUUCAUUUUCCAACUCCCUGUGGCCCUUUUCGCUGACUAAAGUAAACAGUUAACAGUUGGGAAAAAAAGGUCAUGUGGUGUGUGUGUAUGUUGGGAAAGUGGCUGUCAUUAACAUUUAAUUACCACAAAUACCAGCGAUAGCACAACAAUUGACGCGUGAGUGGGAGAGGUGGAGACUCUUGUGACUUAAGCGCACCUAGGUGCAAUCGCGCUACAGGCAGCGACACAGAGAGGGGCCCUAAUGGAGACAGCAACGUUGCAGUACUGUCCCAUGGAGCACCAAACAGAAGCACUGAAGUUGCUACAGAAUGUACGCUCUCACCAAAUAGCGAUCAGUAGGCCCAGUAAACUUGGACUAGAAAAACAAGUGACAACCAACCAAGAUUCGUCAGCAGCGGCCCGCACAAUAGCAGAAAAGGCGCGUGAAAGUGUCAUUACGCAGCUAAUCGAUAUUCUAACCCAAAUACUCACAUUCGACGAAGAAAUCAGUCAUAGUUCGUUUCAGGAUCUGAGGAUAUUUCGGCUCCUAAAGUGAGUGUUUUAUCCCUGAUAUGAAGUUCUAAUUUCUUGGUGAGUGAUGGUGUGCAUCUGCUGGUUUUCAUAAUUUGACAAAAAUGUUUGAUAUCUUUCUAUUUGGUUGAUAGGCUAGAGAUUAGAAUAAACAUGAUACAAAACAAUAUUGUAUGGUAUAUGGACAUCAACAUAUUUUGUAUAUGUUUUUAAAAAACACUUCAUUUGUUAUGACUGACUCAUGUUGGCUCGACCUAAAAGCUUACCGUACGCUUCCCAGUCGAAACAGUUCAUGGAUAUAUUAUGAAGACGUUUUUGUGACGUUUUGGUCUUUUUUUUCGUGAAGGGUAUAAUUGCAGACCGCAAUUAGAGGCGUUUUCUGAUAUAGGUGUGUCUUGAUAUCAAGUUACACCAAUUGAUGCUAGCCAUUGGUCUGUGGGCGUUUAUUUUAUGUUGGGACAACAGUUGUUGACAACUGUAGCAUUGUAGCUAACCCUUUUCCUAACUUUAACCGUUAAUUAUCCUAACCUGACACGUACGUUAUCCUAACCUUUAUUUGUUGUAUUGUAAAGCAAUUCAAAAUGUAAAAUAUAAAAAGAACAAACAAAGAGUAU
Messenger RNA from Oncorhynchus nerka (sockeye salmon), 2177 nucleotides. Its product is annotated as guanylate cyclase soluble subunit beta-2. Gene Ontology annotation, molecular function: peptide receptor activity; adenylate cyclase activity; guanylate cyclase activity. Gene Ontology annotation, biological process: cGMP biosynthetic process; receptor guanylyl cyclase signaling pathway; intracellular signal transduction. The transcript is spliced from 4 exons. The record is from RefSeq and is a predicted model, not a curated record. The coding region runs from base 608 to 1093 and encodes 161 amino acids. Gene Ontology annotation, cellular component: plasma membrane. NCBI's taxonomy places the organism in Eukaryota, Metazoa, Chordata, Actinopteri, Salmoniformes, Salmonidae.